Molecule: messenger RNA, 7217 nt
Organism: Synchiropus splendidus (mandarinfish)
Lineage: Eukaryota; Metazoa; Chordata; Actinopteri; Syngnathiformes; Callionymidae
Product: oxygen-regulated protein 1-like
Exons: 4
Coding region: 142-6633 (2163 amino acids)
Biological process (GO): photoreceptor cell development; axoneme assembly; intracellular signal transduction
Cellular component (GO): axoneme
Source: RefSeq, a predicted model, not a curated record
AAUUGACUGUGAUGGAGUCUCUCGAAAUAAACUCUCGCCGAGCUGCUGCUUCAGUAGCAGGCAGGAUGUAGAGCAGGGAAUAUCGCUUCACGUGCGUCUUACAAAACCAGUUGGACUUUGUACGAUGGCUGAAUAGCAACAAUGUACGAGUCAGGACUUCGAAGGACCAUCCCGGACCAGAUGUCAGGGAGCCUGAAUACUUUUGGCACAGCACGCCACUCAAGCAUCACCGACCCCAUCCUCUCAAAGAGAGUAUGCUUCUACAAAAGUGGAGACCCUCAGUUUGGCGGACUCCGCAUGGUCAUUAAUAACCGGACCUUUAAAACAUUUGAUGCUCUCCUGGACAGUCUGUCUAAAAAGGUUCCCCUUCCAUUUGGGGUGAGAAAUAUCACAACCCCUCGAGGUGUUCAUGGGAUCUCUACUUUGGACGAUCUUGAGGAUGGAAAAUCCUACAUCUGCUCUGACAGACGAAGGGUAAAACCCAUCAAUCUGGCAGAAGCAAGAAAGAAGCCAACACCUUGGUACCAUGCCAGACCAGUCAGUUCACGGCGACGCACGGUGCAGCAGGCUAGAAUGUUUCCUGGUCAAAGUGUCUACAGGAAGGAACCAGUCGUGGUCCGGACCCCAAAGAGGUUAUUGGUUUUUCGCAAUGGUGACCCCUCCGUCAAACACAUGGUGGUGCUGCAGAGGAGGACAACGCCAACGUUUCAAUCCAUUCUGGAAUAUAUAUCAGAGUUAAUGCAGUUCCCUGUGAUAAAGCUCUACACACCUGACGGGCGACGUAUUGACGGUCUCCCGAGCUUGAUACUGAGCUCCGGCACUGUGGUGGCAGCAGGCAGGGAGUCAUUUUGGCCAGCAAACUACACUGGGCAAAAAACAUCCCCACCCAGAAAGAUGCCAGCAAACAGAGCAACCACCAGACGACACAAGGCUCUAAACCGCAAAAAGAAGUCUCUCUCAUUUGCAUCGGAAUCCAGAAACUUCUCCCCCUCAUCACAGAAGUACAUUGUGAAUCAGAUUCACAAAACCAUGGGGAAGAGAUCAAACGAGCUUUCUAGUUACCAAACCAACUCUGUGGAGGUGGAGUCUAGUCACUUGCUGUCGGUGGCAGAGAUGGAGAGUUUGAACGAUGAGAGCGAGGAAUAUAACUGCGUGGUUCCCUCCGAGGACGACAUCGAAAAGUCCUUCAGGGUGAACCAGGAUGGCAGCAUGACAGUGGAGAUGAAGGUGCGGCUAACGAUUAAGGAAGAGGAAACCCUUCACUGGACGACCACCGUGAGCCGCUCCACUGUGGCUAACCAGCUUCAUGUGGAUUCUCUACCAGAUAUUGAUCAGGCGAAGCACAUAGAUAAUCCUGCCACUAACUCGGUGGAUAUACAGAACUUCUCAGCAGAUGCCAUCAAUCCAUACAGAACAAAAGAUGAUUUCGAUGACGACCCUCCACCACUGGCCAGCCAAGCUGUCAACCACAGUCAUUACGAAGAGGAAAGCAUUAAGACACAAAUGGAUGUGGAAGCACAGAUAAGAACACCAAGCCCAGGCCUCAAGCAAGUGAGGACAAAGCAGGCCUCUAUUGAAAGUAUCAGGUCGAUGACAGCAGAUGGGAUUCAUGAAGACACAGUGGGCUCUUUUUCUUACUCAGAACGGACAGAAAACGGAGCCAUGACGGAGCAGUACUGCAUGGUCAGGCAGAGUAGCACCAGGCCGGUUCCCAAACCCAGAAGGCUUGGCUCUUUGGACGCUCACAGUACAAACAGAGCCUUUACAUCAGGCGAGAUAUUACAGAUUGAUUCCAGCAGGGAGGAGGUGACUGAAACUCUUCUUCAUAUUUAUGAGCAUCGGUCCAGCCCGGACAACUUCCUGGCCAACCUUUGCCGAGAUGAUGGGUCCAUGUCUGGUAUUUCUAAUUGUCGACCUUCAACCUCAGAAACAGGGAGGCUUUCCUCCGCUAAUGAACUAGAACAUGAAUAUUGUAGGCCCUCGACAGCCUCAGAAUGUAUAAGUACAUGGAAGAAUGAUAACUUAUCGCUAGCGUCCGACUUUACCAUACCCACACUUCAGAAUGGAACAGUGGUCAAUGUGUCAAAAAGGCAGCAGAAAUCCACCAACAGUCCGGCGAGCACAGAAAAGUCUCAACAAAAAGUGGCCAAAAACAGCAGGACAUCUCCCAAACUGGUCAAGAAACGAUUAAGGCGGCUAAAGUCGCCAGCAAUGAAAAAAAAAGGGAAUUCACCUAAAAAAGGAAAAACCUUCUCCAGUGCUGGAUUCCUCAAGGGCAUUUAUGGAAGUAAAACCAAGUCACCAAAACGCAAAGCCAAAAAGAAGAAGAGAGCUACACAAAGUGAAAGCAAUGUGGCAAGCAACUCUCCGAAUACUUCCAUGGCACCAGGAAAAGAAACCAAGGUUCAUGUUGACACAACCCCCCAGGAAAUACCUGAGGUUAGUCGGUCAAGAACAACUCUUCGAAGACAAACAUCACUGUAUCAGGAAAAAACAAAUUACAUUAAUGGAGAAAUGCCGCAGCAGGAUUUUAGUUCAUCUUGUAGCGCGAGCAACGAGUAUGUCGAGAACUGGCUCUACACGGCACAGAUGAGCUCAAAUGAGACGCAGAUGAAGGGUAGUUUACAGUCAGAAUCAAACGAAAAGUUGUUCAAUGUUGCAGAGGGAGUUAAGUGUUUAGAUGAGAAAAUUAAGUCCAACAACUCUUUCAAAGCUGCCCAACCACCUCAGAACCUAAUAGAGACCUCUGUCAAACAGAGAAUCAAGUCCUUUGAGAACCAGCUGACUCCAAUGGAGCAGAUUACAUUGACUCAAACGGCAACAGGAAAAACAGGAAAUCAUAAUAUAACAGGAGUUAAGACGUGUUUUAAUGGCAUUUCAACAACAAAUUAUGCAGAAAAUGACGAGGACUUUCCACCUCCACCUGCAGAAAACCUUAUUGAUUUUGAAGAUAAAAUGUUGGACCACUGCACUUCAUCAGUCAGUCCACAAUCUGUCAAAACUUCAUCUGCUCAAAGCCUAGAAAUGAAAGCAGAGAACGAUGCCAGCCCUGGACUAUCAAGAUCCACAUCAGUUAAACGGAUCCCACUAGUCAGCAAUCAAUCACUAGAGAGAAAAAUGUCACUGAGAAAAACCUGUUUGGAUAACGGUUUAGAAGGCAAUGUACAUCCAGAGGGUUUUGUGCUCAUGAAUUCUGAAAGCCCGGUGGAUUGCAACAUGUUGGUGAAUGGCAACUGUUCAACAGAGAAUGGAAAAAUUGAGACGGGCAGCAGACAAUCAUCCUCAGAGCAGAGCAGCAGCCUGACCUGCACCUCAGUGUCUCCAUCUAGUCAAAUAUCUGAUGAUUGUGCAUCUUCAGCCAGUAUAUUAUCAAGUGAGCCUUCAGCCCUUAAUAACAUUCCAAAGAAAAUAUCAUCACCAAAAAACCUGCGAGGGCCAGAAAGAAGUCCAACGUCAGUGAGAAAACUUAAGAAUGAUCCCUUCGACAGUGCUGACAAAAACCUUUCCAAGAAGAUUGCAACACAAAAAACUCCAAAUCACAGCCCAGCAACAAAGAAAAAGAUGUUCUCAAAAUCAAAACACCAACCAUCACCAUAUUCCCAGUCUCUGGACAUGAUGUCCGCUAAUGCUAGACAAAAUGCAUUACUUUCCAGAACCUUGUCUUCAGAUGGUUCCACGGAGCAAACAAAGACGACACAAGACAAAAGAAAGUCCAAGGAAGCCUUGACUUCUGACACAAUGUUGGCUGCAGAAGCGAGAAAUGUGAAUACAAGGAAAGACCUAAAUGCAGUGACACAAAAGGAAACCAGUGUUGAAGAGGAGCAUCUGAAGAACCAAAUCAUGAAACUAGUUCUGGACAAGAUAUGCCAGUCUGUUAAGGCGGUGCGAGACAGCAGUGGAUCUUGUGGUCUGUCUGACCUCUCCUCCCAUGUGGAGUCCACGUUUGGCUCCUCCUCACAUGAUCUUUUAACAUUUCUUUCCAUCAUGACGUUAAAACACAGCCUCACCAAACAAUAUAUUGAGCAACUGAAUGCAAAAAACGUCAGUUCUACCGAGGCAUUCAAAAUGAUCAGCACAUUAGGUGAAAUUUCAGGCAUCGAAGAUUCAAGUAGGUUGAGAGGCAGCUUGUGCGAAUUGCGAACGUCUGCAUCAGAGACGCUAAUGGAAAACUGGAUGGAGUUCUGUAGCAAAGACAGGUGUAAAGAGGAGCUAAUUACCCAGCUGGAUUUGCCAGAGUCACUGAAAGAAGAGCUAGCGUCUCUUUCAGAGAUCAACACUGGCAGUCAUGAAAGCAAAAGUAAUGGAUCCCAAAAUGAGGCACUUGUUAUUACGAAAGACUCUCAAGAAGGAUUUGGUGCAGAAAAGAAGGCGCUAAAACAGACUUCAACACACACAGAUAAUUUCAAAAGUAUCCCCAAUGGUUGUGCAGUCAGAGCCGAGGAAGGACUUGAUCGGCAGAGCAGCGAGUCAAACCUUCUUCCAGUUAUGAGUAAUGCUGAGAGGAUGUCAAAAGAAGGUUGCAGCGAAGUAGGCAAAGGACAGCAACAGUUGUGUAGGACGGAGGAAAAUGAAUGUCACCAAACACAACCACAAUUCGAAAACAAAUACCAUGUAAGUUCAGAUUUCGUAGAUGGAGGAGAGACGGAUCAUGACAGAAAGUGCCCAGAACAAGUUCUUGGAGACAUGUACGGAGAGGAAACUCUUUCAGAUUCUUCCUUUGACAAAUCUCAAUCACAGGGUACUAGGCAUCAGAUGUCCAAAUCAGUGCAGGAAUCAAGUAGCAUGGGGAGCAUGGAGGAGGAGUCAGAGGUAGAGUAUGAGGAGAGAGAACAGGAUGGCAACCAAUCAGGUGCUGAAAGCCCCUCUGAGGAGGAAGACCAUGAUUAUCUAGGGCUGAAUGCCAACAGGAAAGAAAGUGCCGCCAAUGAAAAACAGUACUUGUCAGUAGAGCCUCACGAUACAAACAACAGACAGAUAAAUGGAUUCAUAAAUGACGCCGAGGAUAGACAGGUGCUGGGAAUAUGUCCAGGUACUAAACUAAAUGUAAUAAUUGAGGAAAGUUUCUGUGGACAAGAAGAAGAGCAGGAUGAGGGUCAAAUCCUUGAUCAGAAUGGCAGGGAAGAUUCGCUCAGUGUUGACAAAGUUCCCGGAGAUAAAACCUGGACCACGAACCCUCUGGAGAUGAGUCACAGUAGCACUCAGCUGGAAGAUCAGGAUCCACUCAUUGUUAAAAGCAGAACCUUUAACAGCAACCUGUCUAAACCUGGCUCUGACGCUGAAGACAGUGGGAAUGACCACAGAAGCUGUGAGGAACAAAUAGAGAGCCAUUUAAAGGCAGGGCAAACUAGAGGCUCAAUUGAGGAAGAAACAAGUGCAUAUGAAGAGGAGUGCAGCUCAGAUGAAGAAGCGGUCAUGGCAGACGGCUACAAAGAGAACGCAAAAUCUGGAAAAACAGAUGAAAAACUGAAAGAAACAGAGGUGAUUAUUACCCAAUCUGUGGCAGAGAGGGUCAAUCUUCUCGAGAAGCAAGUCGCUGAAGCCAAGAAGACUAUAAGUACGACCGAAAGUUCAGUUUUCAGAUCCUAUUCUCACAGAAACGGCCAUCUUGGGGAUGACACUCAAGCCAUUCCCCCAUCUUCUUUGUCCUUCAGCUAUGACUCAAGUGGAGUCAUUACCACAGAGCCAGAGAGCAACAAGGUGAAGUCAAUCCGUGACAUGUUUCUUGCCAAGACUUCCAAUGACAUUCCCGCACUUCAGAAACAUUCAAACUCAACUAACAUGUCUGACCUCAGGACGGACACUUCUGCCAGUGCUGGCUAUCAGUCUCAAACUUCCAGUGAGGUAUCCAGUGGCGAGGAGGAUGUGUCCAAGAAGUCCAUCACAAAAGGAUUUGUGCGCAGGACAAUUGAGAGGCUUUAUGGUCGGAACAAUGUCCACCAUGAUGAGGAUGAAAAGGACAGACCCACAUCUGCCUCCAAACAAAAGACAGACUACUCUAGCAUGUUCUCCCCCUUCCACGCAGCUCGGACCAAAGCAAUGCCGGACAUGUCUUAUUUCCAUUCAACUAGUGCACUGAACACCUUGACUGAGGCGACCGGGUGCUUUGCUUUCAAUGUUCAAGUGGAGCCUACAGAUCAUAUAGAAGCAGAUGGAUGGCUAUCUCGGGAGAACAGUCUCAUAAGGAAGUCUUUAUCAGAUCCGAUUGGCAUUAGCAAGAACCUAGCGCACAGAAAGGAGACAGAAGAAUCAGAGGAAACUCCGUAUUCUUUCUUCAGCACCAACUCCGAACCAGAGGAGAAUCAACAGUCGCAAUCACGAAAGUGCACCUACUUCUCUCUGCCUCACACAAGUGAAUCAGACACUGUUCCGGAUGAUGUUAGUAAAAGAAGUAUGAAUGUGGACGUCGGCUCAGAGGCAAACAGUCAAGUGUGGGCAGAGAAGAACGGCAGUCCGACAAGUGACUUUAAGAAGAGGGACAACAAAGUGCACCCUCUCAUCGAGGCGCCACCUGAUAGUGAGGUUGUGGUAGCGCAGCCGGUGAAACAACAGACUGUGGCCAACAGACACAUUCAAGACCCUGACAUGUUGGAUUUUCUGUAUAACUUUUGUGGCGAACAUUGUCCCAUCUUAUAGAGACUUCGCACCAAAACUCAAGGAAUUCAAUAUCUAUGUUAACACUAUAAGGCUGCACUUGUUACUGUGUUUGGUGCCUAUUUUGAUAUGUUGCCAUAGCAUACCAUGUUAUACAUUAACUCAUCCGACAAGACUAAUUUUCACUUUUAACCAAAUGUGACGAUUUCUCCCAAUGUAUUUGCCAUGCAAACUCGAAAGCAGCUUUUUCUUUUGAUAGGUUGCCUGUCAACAGCACACGAGAGUAUUACCGUAAUCUUGUUUUUAAAACCUCUUAGAACAGAUCAAGUCACAGCAGAUGUCAAGCGACAAGGCCAAUCCCUUCUGCUCGCAGCGGGUAGGUCAAUUUAUGGAUGCAGCUCAAAUGAGGUGACGCUUGAACAAAGCAGAUCCAAGUUGUUGACAGUCAAUGUCACGCAAAUCCUGUGUGCAUAGUCACUGUUCAUAGUGUAAAUUGCUUUUUAAUAGUAAAUAGCUGAAAACAUGUCAAACAAGUCCCACUGGACUUCAAAAUGGCAGCUGUAAAAAUUUAUAUUUUAAUAAUGUGUAAAAUAAACAAGUUUAUGAUGAAGAGUAUUUGUUGCUUC